AUGAAACACUUUUCCCGACUUUUUGUUGUCGUGCCUGCUUUUGCCUCGCUGGUCGCUGGCUUUGCCGUUCCUGAGCCUGGUCUGGUUGUUCGCCAGCAAGGUGGCGGAAAUGGCAACGGAAAUGGAGGUGGGGGCGGCGGAGGUGGAGGAGGCGGUAGUGGCGGCGGAAACGAUCCCCAGAGCUCUUCGACUCUUGACCCCGCGGUCAUCGCGACGGGCUUCGAAAACGACGGUCAGGAUCAACCCACUGCUGGCCAGGUCGCAUCACUCACCUCAUCGAAUAACUUCAUCAACUUCUGCUUAACGGUCCCCAAUGAGCCGAUCACCAAUGGCCAGCAGAUUUCUGGUGGGUCAUGCAACCCCGCACCUAUGGGUUCCAUCCCCUCCACGGCGAACAUGCCCUCCGCCAAAUUCACCAAUCCGACGAACCUCGACGUUAUCCCCGCCGAACCAGGCACGGGGCAUUUUACCAAUGCCGAACAAACCUACUUCUCCGCACCCCAGCAGUUAAAUGGACAGGGGCAGAUCCAGGGGCACUCCCACAUCGUCAUCGAGCAGCUGGACUCACUCACGCAGACGACACCGACCGACCCUACGAAGUUCUCGUUCUUCAAGGGCCUGAACGACCCAGCUAAUAACGGCAUCCUCACCGCAGACGUGACUAAUGGUCUUCCUGAAGGGACAUACAAGAUCUCGACGAUCAACAGUGCCGCAAACCACCAGCCGGUCUUGGUGCCCAUUGCACAGCACGGAUCUCUUGAUGAUGUAGUCUACUUUACUGUCAGUAAUAAUGCUAAUGCCAACGCCAACGGUGCUGCCACUGGUGCUGGAGGUGGUUCUGUAGCGUCCUCUGCAGCUGCGAGUGGAACAACGACUGCGCAAAGCUCCGCUGCUUCAUCCACUAACACCUCCGACCAAGGUAAUGGAGGUAAUGGAGGUAACGGUGGAGGUGGAGGUGGAAGGCAAGGAGGCAAUGGAGGUAAGGGGCAGGGAGGUAAUGGGGGAGGCAGGGGAGGAGGGGGCAAUCGCCGCCACUUCCUUUCUCGCAACAGCAUGCAUUAG
Molecule: messenger RNA, 1062 nt
Organism: Suillus subalutaceus
Lineage: Eukaryota; Fungi; Basidiomycota; Agaricomycetes; Boletales; Suillaceae
Exons: 4
Coding region: 1-1062 (353 amino acids)
Source: RefSeq, a predicted model, not a curated record